CGAGCGCGAGGGCAUUAAAGAGAUGCCGGGAAAGCGCGCCACCAAUAAUGCGGCAACAUUUUAAAUCGGAAACGCGGGCCCUGCAUCCGAUUUACACGAUUCGCGCUUCUUCUUUACUUCACUCUCUCUCUCUCUAUAUAUAUACACAAAUUAAAGGGGGAAAAUAAAGAGGGAGGCAUUAUCAUUUCCUCCGUUUUCCUGAGGAGAAGCCGCUCUUCGAUUCUUCUAAUUUGGGAUUCUUCCCUCUCUACGCUUUAACCAAAUCGAAAUUAAAUCUCCUUCACCUUCUCUUCUCCAGAAUCUUGCGAAAUUGGGGUUUCUGUGAUUUCGCUUUGUACCAAGUAGGAUUUGAACUAGAUGAUUUAGGAUUUGUUUCCAUCCGAGUAAUUGGGAUUUGUGGUCGAGAAAGGUGGAUAACUUAGAUUAGUCGAUCAGAUUAGAGCCCCCCUGCCUGAGUCCGACAAUGCGGGAAGAUAACAUUGAGGAUGUGUUAGACCACAAUCGGACGGUUCUUGGAAACCUGACCAAUCGUCCGCUUAAACGGAAGAUUUCGUCAAUUUUGAAUGAUUCCGGGGUCAAAUCUAGGGAUGAUUGCAGCAAAACCUUGGACGGUAAAGACGAAGAGUCCAGAUUCCCGAAGCAUGAGCGUCUAAAAGCAGCGAAAUUUGUCAAGGAGAAUUGUAAUCGUUCAUCUGGAGAAGUCUGUUCUACAAUGGCUCUUCCUAGGUUUGAUAAGGAGCAGGAAUCUGAUUGCUCUCCUGCUUCCAGCGAAGCUGAUACUGCUUUGUCUUAUGUACUUAAAGAAACUGUGCAGUGUAGUUUGUUGAAUGAUGAAGUACGUCUUAUUCAAGAGGACAAACAGAGAGUUACAGACAGUGAAGCACUGGGAGUUCCUUCCUUGUCCACUUCUGUAGUCCCUACAUGUCCUGAGGACAGUAAGAAAGAUUGCUCUGGAAUUAUGCAAAUCAAUGCGGACAAUGAAGAAGCAAUUGAUCAUGUUUUAAGGAAUGACGAAAAGGAUAUUGGUAUUUGCAAAUUGGGCUCAAGCAACCAUGGUUCCACUGAGUGGUCUAGGUUACCUAUAUCAGAGGGUUCCAAGUGUCUGGCACUGCAAAGGUGCUCAGGACUGAAGACUGAUAAUUGUGCUAAUCAAGACAUGUAUGGCGACUUGCUUAAAACAUGUUCUUGUUCAUUCUGCUUGAAAGCAUCAUACAUUUGGUCAGACCUCCAUUACCAGGACAUUAAAGGAAGAAUUUCGACACUCAAGAAAAGCCAGAAAGAUGCAAGCAUCUUGGCUCAGAAAAGUAGCAAAGAGAAAGAGACUUGUCAUGAUCAAGGAAUUUCUUCCAAAUCAAAGCUAGAAUUUGAUCUCUGUGGUCAGUGGAUUUCACUGUUUCGUCAUAUGGAAGAUAUGUUUGCUCAGGAAGGCAGCCAACUUCAAACCAGUUUUGUUACCCUGAAAGAUUUGAGGGAGGAAUGCAAGAUGAACUUGGAGAUGCUUAAUGGCAUGCCUAUGGAGAAGCAUUAGCGUGGUAUCUUUUUUCUGCCAUUCUUUGUGGUUGUGGGCCGUGUGGUUGGUCACUUAUGCUGUCCAUAUUUGUGCUUUGGAACUUCUCCUUCUGGUCUGGAUAAGGGUAGCUGUAUUAUAAAUUUGUAGUACAUGUAAAAUCAUCCAUUCUAUUUCUGAAUAACAUUCUAUCUUCAUCCUUGCGACGCGGCUUUCCUGUAUAUUUUUAACUACUUUGAAUGAUAUCAGGCAGUUAACUAGCUUAUAAAAUCUGAUGGGAUUAGGUGA
Molecule: messenger RNA, 1795 nt
Organism: Momordica charantia (bitter melon)
Lineage: Eukaryota; Viridiplantae; Streptophyta; Magnoliopsida; Cucurbitales; Cucurbitaceae
Source: RefSeq, a predicted model, not a curated record